Molecule: messenger RNA, 2039 nt
Organism: Camarhynchus parvulus
Lineage: Eukaryota; Metazoa; Chordata; Aves; Passeriformes; Thraupidae
Gene: DCT
Product: dopachrome tautomerase
Exons: 8
Coding region: 212-1780 (522 amino acids)
Biological process (GO): positive regulation of neuroblast proliferation; ventricular zone neuroblast division; melanin biosynthetic process from tyrosine
Cellular component (GO): melanosome
Molecular function (GO): oxidoreductase activity; dopachrome isomerase activity
Source: RefSeq, a predicted model, not a curated record
CAAAGCACCCGUCUUUUGAGCUGCAUUUGAGGCAAUUAGAGGCUGGGAUUAAACAAACACCCAGCACCAGCAUCCUCAGCAGCAAGGGUUAUUAUCCUGGUUGGCUGGGGCAUGGAGCUGUGGUGAGGCCAGGUCAUCCCACAGUUGUCCCACAUCUCCCUGCUCUUCACAGCCAGGUCCAGCAGGGAGGCACAGCCUGCACUCAGCAGUAAUGGGAGCCCUGAGGUGGCUUUUCUGGGCUGGGCUGGGCUACCUGAGCUGCUGCUGGCCCCCACAGGCACAGGCACAGUUUCCCCGUGCCUGCAUGACGGUGGAAGCCCUUCGCCUGAAACGCUGCUGCCCGCCCUUGGGGACAGAGCCAGGCAAUAUCUGCGGGGCCCUGCAGGGCAGGGGACAGUGUGAGGGGGUGCAGGCAGACACUCAGCCCUGGAGUGGCCCCUACACUCUCCAAAAUGUGGAUGACCGUGAACGGUGGCCCCUCAAGUUCUUCAACCACAGCUGUCACUGCACAGGAAACUAUGGUGGGUACAAUUGUGGUGAAUGCAAGUUUGGCUGGACUGGCCCCGAAUGCAACAGGAGGAAGCCAGCAGUUGUCAGGAAGGACAUCCACUCCCUGACAGCACAGGAGAGAGAGCAGUUCUUUGACGCUCUAGACCGUGCCAAGACAACCAUUCACCCGGACUAUGUCAUUGCAACUCAGCACUGGAGAAGUCUGCUUGGUCCAAGUGGAGAUGAACCACAGAUUGCCAACUGCAGUAUCUAUAACUACUUUGUUUGGCUCCAUUAUUACUCAGUCAGAGACACACUCUUGGGUCCUGGCCGCCCCUUCAAAGGUAUUGAUUUCUCCCACCAAGGACCUGCCUUUGUUACUUGGCAUAGGUACCACUUGCUGUGGCUGGAGAGGGAACUGCAGCGCCUGACGGGCAAUGAGUCCUUUGCGCUGCCCUACUGGAAUUUCGCCACGGGCAGGAAUGAGUGUGACAUCUGCACGGACCAGCUCUUUGGGGCAUCCCGGCCUGAUGACCCGGGCCUGAUCAACCUGAGCUCCAGGUUCUCCCGGUGGCAAGUAGUUUGUAACAGUUUGGAUGACUACAACCGCCUGGUCACGCUGUGCAAUGGCACUGACGAGGGGCCCCUCCGGCGGAGGCCGCCCCGCGGCUCCAGCGAGCAGCUCCCCAGCGUGGAAGAUGUCAGGAGGUGCCUUUCCCUGCAGGAGUUCGACAGACCCCCCUUUUUCCGCAAUUCCAGUUUCAGCUUCAGGAAUGCGCUGGAGGGCUUUGAUAAACCAGAUGGAGCCCUUGACUCGCCAAUGCUGAGCCUUCAUAAUUUGGUUCACUCUUUCCUGAAUGGGACCAGUGCUCUCCCUCAUGCAGCUGCCAAUGAUCCCAUCUUUGUGGUUCUUCACUCCUUUACUGAUGCCAUCUUUGAUGAGUGGAUGAAGCGUUUCAAGCCCCCUGACAACGCUUGGCCCGAGGAGCUGGCUCCCAUUGGGCACAACCGGCUGUAUAACAUGGUCCCUUUUUUCCCUCCGGUGGCCAACGACGAGCUCUUCCAAACUGCAGAGCAGCUCGGCUACACCUAUGCCAUCAACCUGCCAGGUUCCCUUGAUGAAACCCAAGCAUGGGCUGUCAUGGUUGGAUCCACAAUUGGAGGAGCUCUUACAGCUCUGGCCGUGCUUGUCCUGCUGCUUGUGCUUUUCCAGCACCGAAGGCACAGAAGAGGUUUUGAACCCCUGAUGAAUGUGAGCUUCAGCCCCAAGAAGUACAUGGGAGAGGCCUAGUGCCCUCACUUUCUCUGCUUGCUCUUGUAGGAAGCGACCUUGAUUGCCUUACUGGAAUCUUAGCUGAGACUUUAUCACACACUCCUUUGGCAGCUGACUAAAUUGUUCUCAUUCAGGUUUUUCCCGUUAUCUUGUGAAUUGUAAUACAUGAAGUCUCUGGGUACAUGUGAGAAAGGCUCUAGUCAGGCUAGAUUUUUCUCAUUACUAAAUGUUAUCUGGAGUGUGUGACACUCGUAAAUCAUCCUCUAGAGAUUUAGGU